Messenger RNA from Saprolegnia parasitica CBS 223.65, 3729 nucleotides. RefSeq lists its product as hypothetical. The record is from RefSeq and is a predicted model, not a curated record. Gene Ontology annotation, molecular function: protein binding. The coding region runs from base 40 to 3681 and encodes 1213 amino acids. Gene Ontology annotation, biological process: intraciliary retrograde transport; protein localization to cilium; non-motile cilium assembly. Lineage: Eukaryota; Oomycota; Saprolegniomycetes; Saprolegniales; Saprolegniaceae. Gene Ontology annotation, cellular component: non-motile cilium; intraciliary transport particle A. The transcript is spliced from 11 exons.
CAAAAUCUUGUCAAGCGUCGCCCGACCCGUCGCCGCAGCAUGCGUACGAACCUCGCGUGGUCCGACAAGGUACCCGACCGCAAUGGUGCCAAGGUCGUCGUGCAGGACCUCGCGUUCCACCCCGACGGCUCGCAGCUCGUCGCCGCCAUUGGCAACCGCGUCAUGAUCUACGACGCCACGAACGGAACGCUCUUGCAUUCGCUCAAAGGCCACAAGGAUACGGUAUAUACCGUCGACUAUGCACACGAUGGCAAGCGGUUCGCGUCUGGCGGCGCCGACAACGUUGUCAUCAUCUGGACCGACAAAGCCGAGGGCAUCCUCAAGUACACGCACAACGAAAGCAUCCAAAAGGUCGUGUACAAUCCGCAGUCGCAGUGCCUUGCGAGCUGCACGGCCGCCGAUUUCGGUCUCUGGUCGCCCGAGCAAAAGUCGGUCGCUAAGCACAAGGUCGUCUCCAAGAUCCUCUGCGCGAGCUGGAGCAUUGACGGCGAGCUCCUCGCGCUGGGUCUCUUCAACGGGCAUAUCCUCUUGCGCGACAAGCAGGGCGGCGAGAAGGCGCUCAUCGAGCGCAGUGCGCCGAUCUGGACCAUCUGCUGGAGCCCGUGCCGGGACGACGAGGUCGAAAUCCUCGCGGUUGGGUGCUGGGAUCGCACCAUGUCGUUCUACCAAGCCAAUGGCACGCCCGUGGGGAAGGACCGCAAGCUGCAGUUUGAUCCGUGCUGUGUCAGCUACUACCACAAGGGCAAGUACCUCAUUGUGAGCGGUUCCAACCACAAGGCGAGUUUGUUUACAAAAGAAGGCAUCUUCCUCGCCGACAUCUGCGACACGGGCGCGUGGGUCUGGGCAGCCAAAGCACGACCAAAAGCCAACGCGAUCGCGGUCGGCAGCGACGACGGCACGAUCGCCGUGUACAAUAUUGUCUUUGGCACCGUCCACGGCAUUUUCCAAGAACGGUAUUCGUACCGUGAAAACAUGACCGAUGUCAUUGUGCAGCACCUCAUGACCGACCAAAAAGUCCGCAUCAAAUCGCGCGACUAUGUCAAGAAGAUUGCCGUGUACCGGGACCGCCUCGCGGUGCAGCUCUCGGACCGCAUCAUCAUUUACGAGCUCACGAACGAGACGUCGUACGACAUGCACUACCGCGUCCGCGAGCGUAUCCAGAAGGACCUCCCGUGCUCCCUCCUCGUUGUGACGUCGCUGCAUUUCAUCUUGUGCCAGCAGCGCAAAUUGCAGCAGUACAACUUCUCCGGCAAGAAAGAGCGCGAGUGGAUCCUUGAGGCGCCAAUUCGGUACAUCACUGUGACGGGCGGCGCCAAAGGCAAGGAAGGUCUUCUCGUCGGCUUGAAGGACGGCAGCGUGCUCCAGAUUUUUAUCGACAAUCCAUUCCCGAUCCCGCUCAUCAAGCAACCCAACGCGAUCGUUUGCCUUGAUAUUUCGGCCAAUCGGGAAAAGCUCGCGGUCGUCGACGACAGCAACAACUGCCUCGUGUACAACUUGGUGACCAAAGAGCUCUUGUACGAAGAGAAGGGCGCGAAUAGCGUGGCGUGGAACAACGAGUUUGAAGACAUGCUUUGCUUUGCGGGCAACGGCCAGCUCAAGAUCAAGACGGGCAACUUCCCCGUGCACAGCCAGCGCAUGCAAGGCUUCGUCGUUGGUUUUACCGGCUCCAAAGUCUUUUGUCUCCACGCACUCACCGUGCAGGCCAUUGACGUGCCGCAGUCGGCGCCGCUCUAUCGCUACGUCGAGCAAAUGGAGUUUGGCCUUGCGUACAGCGUCGCGUGCCUUGGCGUCACGGAAAGCGACUGGCGGUUCCUCGCCUGGGAAGCCCUAAAACACAUGAACUUUGCGAUUGCGCGCAAGGGCUUUGUCCGCGUCCGCGACAUUCGCUACAUCGAGCUGGUCAACAGCCUCGAAGCGACGCGCAAGGCGCAAGAAGCGACGUCGCCCGCGCCGGACGUCGACAAGAAGCACAAGAUGCUCAUGCAAGCCGAGAUCCUCGCGUACCAGAGCAAGUUCCAGCUGGCCGCCAAAGUCCUCAUAGACGCCGACGAAGCCGGGCGCGCGAUUCAAAUGUUCUCGGACCUGCGCAUGUGGGACGAAGCCAAGAAGUUUGCGGCGCAGAGCAAAGCGAUUGACGUCAAGCAGCUCGUGCUGGACCAAGCCAAGUGGGCCGAGGACGUCCACGACUGGCGCGCGGCCUCGGAAAUGUACCUUGCGAGCGGCAAUCUCCUCAAAGCGGUGCAGAUUAUGGGCGCGCGCGGCUGGCACAACGACUUGGUUGAAGUCGUCCAGCGCCCCGACGCCGACAGCCAAGUGCUCGCCCUCUGCGCCGACUACCUCUACAAGGCCGGCAAGUUCAAGCAGUGCCGCGAUGUCUACGUCAAGAUUGGCAACUUUGACGCGCUCCUCAAGAUGCACAUUGACUGCCACGAAUGGGAAGAAGCGGUUCGAUUGGCGCAAAAGCACAAGGACAAGGUCAAGAACCUCGCCGAUGUCUACGUGCCAUACGCCGAAUGGCUCGCGACCCAAGAUCGGUUUGAAGAUGCCCUCGGCGCCUACACGCUCGCCAAGCGACCGGAAAAGUGCAUGGCGCUCCUCGACGAGCUCAUUGCGUCGGCCGUCGCCGAGACGCGCUUCAAGGACGCAUCGUACUACCACUGGCGCAUCUGCGACGAGAUGCUGGGCUCGAUCAAAGCGUCCUCGCCCGAGAAUGUGACGGCCAACGACCAAAAGACUCUUGCGUCGGCCAUGUCACACGAAGUCGACGGCAAAAUCUACUAUGCGUACAGCCUCAUCUUUGCGUACACGGACGAGCCGUUCACGACGCUGCAGCCCGAGACCCUCUUCCACGCGUCGCGCUUUCUUCUCAACGUCUUGGGGAAGGAGAAGCCGCCACCGGGCAUCUCCAUCGCUCGCAUUGCGUUCACUUUGGCGCAGCACGCGCAGCAGCUCGAGGCGUUCAAACUGGCGCGCCUCAUGUACGAGCGGCUUCAGACGAUGCGCGUCCGGCCCGAGUGGCAGCAAACGAUCGACCUUACGAGCAUGGUCAUUCAGACCAAGCCGUAUUCGGACCGGGACGACUUGCUUCCGAUUGACUAUCGGUCGUCGACGACCAACCCACUGCUGCACCCGACGAGCGGCGGCGACGUCUGCGUCAACUCGGCCCACCCGUUCGUGCGGUCGUUUCUGUCGUUUGACAACUUGCCGCUGGUCGAGUUUGCGCCGACGCCCGACUUGAGCGACGACGAGGCGAUGGCGCUGAUCGAAACGUUGCCGCCGAUCCAGCAAGGUGAGCACAACAACGACAAGUGGAAGACGUCCGACCACGGCGGCGCGCAGAGCAUGCAGCUCAACGACCAUACGGACGACGAGCCGCAGACGGGGAAUUUGUUUGAGCGCGCGCUCAACAAGCAGGGCGGGCAUGGUCGCGGCGCACCGUACCGUGUGCUCGUCGUGGAUGCCAAAGUGCUGUUGAGUUUGAGACCCAACGAAGUGUUUGUCGUGAAAUACCCGACGAAAGCGCUGCGCUACAAGUACUACAAGAACAUGAUCCCGGACAUCAAGGUGCACCUCUCGCCAAGCUGCCGCAUGUUUUUCCACGAAGACGACUUUGAGUUUGAGCACUUGCGCCAAGGCUGCUGCCCGUACUGCCGCGUCGACGAGUACAGCGAGCACGCGUAACAGUAUCAACUUGAUAAUAUCGAAACAAGGCGCUUGUUUAUAUCCAAA